GCGGCGGCGGGACGGGACGGGACGGGGACUCGGACGGGCACCGGGACGGGCACCGGCGGCGGGGCCAUGGCCACGGCGGGGCCGCGGUCCUUCAGCGCCGCCGAGGUGCGGGCGCGCUGCGCGCAGGGCGCCUGCCUGGUCUCCUGCCGCCGCCGCCUGUACGACCUGAGCGGCUUCGUGCGGCUGCACCCGGGCGGGGAGCAGCUGCUGCGCCGCCGGGCCGGCACCGACGUGAGCGCCGCGCUGGACGGGCCGCCCCACCGGCACUCGGAGAACGCCCGCCGCUGGCUGGAGCAGUACUACGUGGGCGAGAUAGAGCCCGGCGACGAGCAGAGCCUCUCUGAGACAGUGGGUGAGAAGGAGGUGGUUGCUGCAGCCCCGACUCCAGAGCAGACAGAUCUCUGCUACAAAACAGUGCGUGUGGAGACGGACCUGGUAGACUGGCAGAAGCCCUUGCUGUGGCAGGUGGGCUACUUAGGGGAGAAGUACGACGAGUGGGUGCACCAGCCUGUGGACCGGCCCAUCCGCCUCUUCCACUCGGAUUUCCUUGAGUUCCUCUCCAAGACAGCAUGGUACGUGGUGUUCUUGGUAUGGACGCCCGUGGUGCUCUAUCUCAGCUGGGUCAGCUACACCUCCCUUGCUCAGGGCAACACCAGGCUCUUCUCCUCCUUCACCACAGAGUACUCCAUCCCCGUCCACAAAUACUACUUCCCCUUCAUCUUCCUGCUGGGAAUGAUCCUGUGGUCCCUGCUAGAGUACCUCAUCCAUCGCUUUGUCUUCCACAUGAAGCCACCCGCUAGUAAUUACUAUCUCAUCACGCUGCAUUUCUUGCUGCAUGGGCAGCAUCACAAGUCUCCCUUCGACAGCUCCCGCCUGGUCUUCCCUCCGGUGCCAGCCUCGCUGGUGAUCGGCUUCUUCUACGGCGUGCUGCGGCUGCUGCUGCCCGCGGUGCUGGGGCUCUCCGUGUUCGUCGGGGGCCUCUGCGGCUACGUCAUCUACGACAUGAUGCACUACUACCUGCACUACGGCUCUCCCAGGAAGGGCACCUACCUGUAUGGCCUCAAGGCGUACCACGUCAAGCACCACUUUGAACACCAAAGAUCAGGUUUUGGCAUCAGCACACGCUUCUGGGAUUAUCCUUUCCGGACACUCAUCCCUGAGGAGACCUUCAAGAAGGAGGACUGACAGCCCCAGCCCAGUGCUCAGCUGCUGGCUCUGUACCCCCUGCCCUGGGGCUGGUGUCCCUCCCCAGCACCCAGCGAGGCCAUCUGCUCCCUGCCCCUCCCUGGGGGCUGUGCCACAGCAGUGACUCCAAAGUGGAGCAUCCCUGUGGAG
Messenger RNA from Passer domesticus (house sparrow), 1335 nucleotides. RefSeq names its product fatty acid 2-hydroxylase (gene FA2H). Lineage: Eukaryota; Metazoa; Chordata; Aves; Passeriformes; Passeridae. Gene Ontology annotation, molecular function: fatty acid 2-hydroxylase activity; heme binding; iron ion binding. Gene Ontology annotation, biological process: fatty acid metabolic process; lipid biosynthetic process. The coding region runs from base 67 to 1185 and encodes 372 amino acids. The transcript is spliced from 7 exons. Gene Ontology annotation, cellular component: membrane; endoplasmic reticulum. The record is from RefSeq and is a predicted model, not a curated record.